Molecule: messenger RNA, 2411 nt
Organism: Hydra vulgaris (swiftwater hydra)
Lineage: Eukaryota; Metazoa; Cnidaria; Hydrozoa; Anthoathecata; Hydridae
Source: RefSeq, a predicted model, not a curated record
AUGGAAAAAAGUGCAAAAAAAAGACCUCAAGUUGCAGACCUCAAGUUGCAAAGACCAAAGUUGCAACCAUAUAAUGCGUUGGAAAAUCUUUAUGAUAUAUCUACCUGUAGAUGCAAUUUGAACGAAGUUCCCUGCUAUGAUGAUAAGGUCAAAUGCAAAUAUCUAACCUGCAAUAAUAAACAUUUAGUAUGUGUUUGUCCUCCAGAGUGCAAGAUUCCGCUGAAGGAACAAGAAUACAUCAAAGACCAAAGAUCACAAAAUGGCACAAAAGGAAACAUUCAGUUAGGGCCAGUAGAUUGGAGCUCAGUAAAAAAAGAAAAAAGAAGAGUAGGAAAGUGUUCUAAUGUUAAAGUACCCUCAUGUGAUAAUGGCGAAUCAUCUUUUGAUAUAAAUUUGGAGUCUGAUACAAAACACUCCACUAACCAAGCACUCAUAGAUAUAACUGAAACCAUACGUGAGGCUUUAGAUCAUAAACAGUUUGCUGGUGGAGUGUUUGUUGAUUUGCAAAAAGCAUUUGAUACUGUCGACCAUGAAAUCCUAUUAUCAAAGCUGUAUCAUUAUGGUGUAAGGGGAAUUGCUCUGAACUGGUUUAAGUCAUAUCUAAAUCGUCGUCCUCAAAGUGUUACUAUUGAAAAAAGAAGAGUAGGAAAUUGUUCUAAUGUUAAAGUACCCUCAUGUGAUAAUGGCGAAUCAUCUUUUGAUAUAAAUUUGGAGUCUGAUACAGAAUCAUCAUCAGGUUCAGAAUAUAAUGAGUCAAUUGCUAUUUCAACAUAUAAUUUAAGAAAGCUGGAUAACUUUGCUUUAGAGUGUGUUCGGUAUGCGAUAUCGAGUGAAGCUGCUGCAGCUCUUGGUAAUGGACUUUUAAAAGAUCUUGGAGUUAUUACUAAAACUGAUAGAACUGAUGUUUUAGAUAAAAGUAAAAUGGAUAGAGCUAAAAAAAGGGUUUGUCUUCAGUCUGUUGCUGAACACAAUAUCAUAGUGCAAAAUCUAUCAUGUAUUGGAUGUGACAGUAAGGAUGAUAAAGGUAGCCUGGUUUAUAGAAGUAUGUUGCCAGAUAGUAUUAGCAAAAAAAAUAAAUUAAUAGAAAAGGUUUAUUAUCUAAGUUUUACAGUAGAAUCGGGAGAAAUGAAAGGUAGAUAUCUGACACACAAAGAUAUUUUAAAUGCCACAGGAGAAAAUUUAGCGCAGUCUACUUUUGAAGUGUUAAAACAAUACAACAGUGUUGAUUCUUUGUUAGGAAUUGUUUUUGACAUUACAAAUGUCAACACUGGAUAUAAAACUGGCCUUUGUGCCAGCCUUGAAAAAAAACUUGGCAGAACAAUUCAUAAAAUUGGCUGUGCACUUCAUAGCAACGAGUUACCUUUGCGCCAUAUUAUGAGCAGCUAGAUGGCGGUACAAACACUUCGCAAACAUUUUUUGGUGAAAUUGGAAAAGGUGCAGCACAAGACCUUCAUCAUAAACCCAUUGCCAAAUUCGAACCUGUUUUGACUUCUUUAGUUUUUCCAGAAAAUAGUGUGAUCAAUAACUUAAGUUCUGAUCAAAGGUUGUUGCUGAAAUAUGUGUGUGGUAUAAGUUCAGGUAAGCAUAUCCUAUUAUAAUUUAUUGCUAAAAAAGAACAUUUAAAUCUAUUUAAAUUUAGGUGUUGUAAAUCCAGUUUACGCUCAUUAUAAAAUUGGUCCAGUUAAUCAUGCUAGGUGGCUGACAUUAGCAAUACGUAUUUUAGUUUUGUAUUCAAGAACAGAACAACCUACUCCUGUCCUUAAAGAGAUAGUAAAUUACAUACAGACAGAGUAUGGCCCCACAUGGUUUGCUAUUAAGAAAUCAAAGAAUUUUACUGAAGGGCCAAAAAUUUUAUACACAACAUUAAAAAAUAUAAAAAAUUUUAGCCAAACUAUACAAUACAUUAUACUACCUGUUGUUUUAAGAAAUGCGUAUUGUCUUCUUCCAGAAAACUUUCUUUUAUCCCUUUUUGUUGAUGAUUUGAAAGAUACGAAACAGAGCAGUUAAGCUGAUUUUAAAAUGUCGAGAUAAUCCUCCGGCUGCCCCAGUUGAUAGAAUAUAUGGUGGUAUCAGAGAAUUAACAAAAUCCCAAAUAUUGAAAAUCUUGAAAUUGAAUGUGACACAUGGGCAGAUCUGCUUUCUGAUGAUAAACUGAUCUAUGAACUUCCUGCUACUAAGAACCUGACUUAUCUGGAACUACUCAAUACAAUUGAAUGUAAACCAGAUCCUUGUGAGCUUGGUUGGGACUUUCCGCUACAUAGUCAGUCUGUUGAGCGUGCUGUAAAGCUUGUUUCUGAGGUUUCAAAAAAAGCCUAUUCUUUACAGAAUAGACAUGGUUUAGCAGUAGGGAAGCAAAAAAGUCGAAUAUCAAGAAAAAAGUUUUAUUCAAAAAAAGAUUACGAUGUAUAGUA